AUGGCCAUCUCGCUUGCCAACAGCUCCUGUAGCCCGACGCGGCUGGGUAUCCCUUUGGACGAAAAGGGGCCUCAACAGAAGCAGAGCAUGUGGCAUCGUUUGGGCCUGCGACGAUGGCUGGGCCGCGAGGAUCGAGACGCUUCGCCCGAGAGGGCCGAUAGGAGGCGACAAUCUUCUCCCCUAUCCCCCCACAACCAUGACCAACACCACCACUCCCAUCACAAUCACCGCGCCGCCUCCGCCGACAACUUCCCACGCGCCAAGCAGGAUAACCUGACCCGCCGUCUCUCCCGCAAGGUCGGCGUAGGUCUUCCCCGAUCAACCAACUUCAAACGCCAGAUUCCCGAGCAUCGCGAUCGUCUAGCCCCCCUCGAGCCCGAUCACCGCCGUGCCCAGUCCGCCGACCGCCAACUGAGCGUCCAAAGAACCAGAACCCAUUCUCCACCGCCAACCGUGGGCCCACGACUCUCCGCACCAGAGGUUCAGUGGCUCGGCCCGACGCCCGCAUCCACGGUCGACGACGCCGCCGAAACAAACGAUGAGAGCGAUCUCCAUGCCGACUGGGAGAAUCCUUCGUAUCCGGACGUGACAACCACCCCCUCGGAGAUCGAGACCGACCUAGACCGGGAGAAAGAAACGGAGACGCAGGCGCCGGUGCCGGCAUCGGCAACUUUGCAGGACGAUCUCGAGAUGGAGCUGGAGCAGCGAUGGAUCCUAAAUUUGAGUAUGCACUUCCGGGACAACUCAGGCCGGGAAAAGUUCUUCGUCACCUACGCCGAAACCCCCACAAAAUGGCGACGGGUGACGAUUUCAAUGGACUAUCGGGGAGCCCCGCCCGACUCCCUGGAGCGAGAUCUGGAGGAAUUACGAUACCAGCGCGAUAAGUGCGCCCGAAUAUAUGAGUCGAUCCGGGAAUCGCUGGCCGAAAUUCAAUUUUACGAUACCGUGACGAAUCUCAAGGUGGAGACACUGGACGGUCGCCUACACGUCCAUGUCACGGAAGAUGUCAACGAGAUAAUACCCUACCCUCCAAUCGCCAGUAUUCGCCAUCUCAGAGGCGCCCGAUGCGUACCUGAGCACCUCCUUCACUUCGACUCCCAUCUCUCCGGGUUCGUUUACAAGGUUCAACUGGGUGGACACCCGUAUAUCAAGAAAGAAAUUCCGGGCCCCGACACGGUGGACGAGUUUCUCUAUGAAAUCAACGCCCUACACGCGCUCAACGGCGCACCGAACGUGAUUCGGGUUGAAGGCAUCGUAGUUGACGAUUCGCAGGAGGUGGUCAAGGGCCUGCUGAUCAGCUACGCAGAGCAAGGUGCGCUCGUCGAUAUGCUGUACGAACAGCGUGGACGGAUCUCAUUUGACCGGCGAGAGCGAUGGGCCAAGCAAAUCGUCCAGGGUCUCUGCGAGAUCCACGAGUCGGGCUACGUCCAAGGUGACUUUACCUUGUCGAACAUCGUAGUAGAUGCAAAUGACGAUGCACAUAUCAUUGAUAUCAACCGCAGGGGCUGUCCGGUCGGCUGGGAGCCGCCUGAGAUUGCCGCAAAGAUCGAGAGCAAUCAACGGAUUUCCAUGUACAUUGGGGUCAAAACGGAUCUGUACCAGUUGGGCAUGACACUGUGGGCACUCGCCACGGGGGAGGAUGAGCCCGAACGACAACACCGUCCGCUGGUCCUUGGAUAUGACAUCGAUGUGCCAGACUACUAUCGACGCUUGGUCGACAUUUGCCUCAGCCCAAUGCCCCGACACAGAUUAGGGGCGAAGGAGCUCCUCCAUUUCUUCCCACCGGAUCUUCUUUCACGACGAUCUCGGCCUCCCAGCCGAAUUUUACUACCUCACGAAAUGGAGUCUGCGCCAUUCAUGACCCCGACAAACGGACUUUAUCCUCUCCCUCCGGCAGAAACACAACCCCAAUAUCGCCGCAAGGAAUCUUAUGAGCAGGAGCUGCCCAAACCACAAAGUGAGAGUCGACCACGGUCUAUGCUCGCAGAUAAUCACGACGAAGGAAAACGAUCAACCAUUACACUCGCAGAAUCCACCGGGGAUGCCGACUUCGCGCCUCGCCACUCGUCUGCAUCCACCUUGAAUCAUGAUGACCCUCAUAACACGACUCAAUGCUGGGAUCGUAACCAGUAUUCGUUCGGCAAUUCAAACUCCGAACCAACCCCGGAUGCGAAGGUCCAAAACGCCGUACCCAUUUUCUGGGCCAACAAUAUGGAAAAUGGAAACGGCGCCAACGUCGCGGAACCAUCGACGCCUUUGGAGCCAUCAACGAGCCAGAACGAGUCGGCCCACAUUCCAGCACAAGAACUAAGUGAGGACCAGAAGCCCAGCCUCCUCCCAAUUGAGUCACACUCGGAGGCUUUGCCCAUUGCCGAGCAUACACCCUCACCCACUCGGAAACAUGUCAGCUUCGACACUCAAACGGAUGAUGAUUCCCAUUCGACAACCUCUCUCUUGCUUUCCGCACUACCAAUCAACCCUGCCCUCAAUCUCUCCAAGCGCAGAUCCCUCCCAUCCGUACUCAAGGAGGCACAGACUCUGGAUAGAAAGACACAGUUCGAUUCUGUAUCUUCCCUUGCGGAGUCCCGAUUACCCAUCAACCCUGCUCUCGGCCUCUCUCAACGCAGGUCCCUCCCAGCCAUUCCACGCAACACCCAACCACAAACACCCGCCGCAGCUGCUGCCGAAUCCGAGUCCAUCCGUCAAACCCUUAUCACCUUCCUCUCCGAAUCCCAACUCCCCAUCAACCCCGCCUUCAGCGAAAAACUCGCCAACCUCCCUUAA
This is a messenger RNA of Penicillium subrubescens, 2784 nucleotides long. Its product is annotated as protein kinase family protein. NCBI's taxonomy places the organism in Eukaryota, Fungi, Ascomycota, Eurotiomycetes, Eurotiales, Aspergillaceae. Bases 1 to 2784 code for a protein of 927 amino acids. The record is from RefSeq and is a predicted model, not a curated record. Gene Ontology annotation, biological process: signal transduction; protein phosphorylation. Gene Ontology annotation, molecular function: ATP binding; protein kinase activity. The transcript has a single exon. Gene Ontology annotation, cellular component: cytoplasm.